Molecule: messenger RNA, 3747 nt
Organism: Helianthus annuus (common sunflower)
Lineage: Eukaryota; Viridiplantae; Streptophyta; Magnoliopsida; Asterales; Asteraceae
Exons: 14
Coding region: 241-3498 (1085 amino acids)
Source: RefSeq, a predicted model, not a curated record
UUCACAAAAACAGAACAAACCCCAAAUUGUAAGAAGAAAGAAAACCUAAUGUUGAAUUCCUCAACCAUUCGAUCAAGCUUCGUAUAAACCCUACCUUCAACGAUACACGAUAAUCACUUCCAACUUAAGGGCCGCCACAAAAUUCAAGCUUUGCUUUUAUGUGCUGUGACACUUCAGUACUGUCAUGCACAACUGUGUUGACAGUGUUUGUAACACAUAUAAAGCAUAUAAAUUGGUGCAAUGGUAUCAUCUGGUAAAUCUGAUCUUUCAUCUUGUAGCCCAAGGCCACUAUAUAAACGUGGGUCCCAUACAGUUGCCGCAAUGGACAGAUCAGCAAGUUUUCGGGGGGACAACAUGGAAAAUCCAAUUUUAUCUUCCCUUCCAAGCAUGUCUAGAAGUAGUGUAAAUGUAAGUCAAGGAGACGUGACUAAUUUUUUUCAGUGCUUGCGGUUUGACCUAAAGUCAAUGGCUGCUGAAUAUAAGUGUAACCGACAUGGGGAUUUCAAGAGACUUGCAACUGCUGCCUUGUGUGCACCAGAUGAUUCACCAUCUGGUUUGUUCAAAGGCAAGCGGCCUUUUUCUUCACCUGAAAAUCUUAAACGAUUUAAGGUUGGUUUGCGUGAAUCAACAAUUAAAGCCAGGGAGAGAGUGAAGAUUUUUAGUGAUGUUUUGUCAGUGAUCAACAAGUGUUUUCCGUGUAUACCUUCAAGAAAGAGAUCUCGACCAGAUGCUUUUUCUGCUAUUGGAAAGAUGGCUAGUACUCAAAACCAUGCUGUUACUAGUGUCUUUGACUUUGACCAGCAAAAGGUAGAAGAGAGGGUUAAAAAUGGUAUUCCCAACAAACGAACCAGAACUUCCAUGGUGGAUCAAAGGACAGAUGUGCGACCAAACACUCCUGCAAGAUCAUCUGGAUCUGUAGAUAGGGUUAGAGAAGUUGCAAGACUCCCAAACAGUAAUACCCUUGAGAGUGUAGAUCGAGCAUUGCCAAUUGUAGCUGAUGGUUGGGAAAAAGCCAAAAUGAAGAAAAAGCGCACUGGAAUUAAGACUGAUGUGGCACCAAGUACUAGCUCAGUGUUGGCAAAACCUAUUGAUCGUAGCAGGAUGCAUCCAAGGUCAAGGUCAAAUGAUCUCCACGAGUUCAGGCCAGGAGUUGCUAAUGGAGUUACGCGUUCUUCCAUCCCGAACACACCCCUACUGCAUGUUAAAAAAGAUCAAACUACUAACUUGGAGCAUGAAAGAACAGUUGUGAAAGCUUUUAACAAGGGCAAUGACCGAGAAGACUUCAUUUCCGGUACACCCUCAUCUACCCCUAAAGUGCAUGCAAUUGCUCGGGGUCCAAGAUCAGGGUCAGGCGUGGUCCCUAAAUUGACCCAUGGCCAACACCCAGUUGUUUCCAACGGCUCGACCAACCGGAAGCGUGGUCUGUCAACACGGUCUUCAUCUCCACCUGUAGCCCAGUGGGCUGACCGUAGGCCCCAAAAGAUCUCACGUACAGCAAGGCGGACCAACCUUAUCCCUGUUCUAUCUACCAAUGACGAAAUUCCACCUUCGGGUAACAGAGUUAUAACCAAUUCUCCUAAACAGUUUAAAUCAAAAGGUGUUUGUAGUAUUCAGUCAUCUACACCAUCAGAAAGUGAGGAAUCGGGGGUGGCUGAAAUCCGACCUACGGAUAAUUUCAAGUCUGUUGAAGUUAAAGUUGAAGAUAAAGAUGGGCUUAAUGUUCAAAAGAUGUCAACUUUAGUCCUCCCCACACGAAAAAAUAAGUUUAUGAACCAGAAGCAACAUAGAAAUGGAAGGAGUUUUGCUUCUGUGCGAUCUGUUGGCAAUGUGGGGACAGAAAAACAUCUUAGAACUGACAGAGUUGGCUUUGAUAAGCCUGAAAGUAAAGUAGGUCGACCUCCCACUAGGAAACUCUCUGGUCGCAAAGCUUAUACCCGUCAAAAGCAUUUUGCAUUUACUGCUGCUACGGAUUUUGUCGAUGAUGGACAUGAAGAGCUUUUGGCUGCUGCAAAUGCUGUUAUUAAUCCUGUUUAUACAUCGUCCAGCCCUUUUUGGAGGCAGAUGGACCCACUUUUUGGUUUUGUAUCUGAUGCAGCAGUCACCUACUUAAAGCAAGAGGGAAGCAUACGAUCUACUGUUGACAUCACAAACCCUAUUGAUAAUUGUGAUGCAAAAAAUGGAACAGAAAGUAGUAGUGAAUGCUCAGGGAACUUAACGUCUCCUAGGGGAAUUUCUCUGUGUCGGAGGCUUCUUGCGGCCCUUAUUUCGGAAGAUGAUAACAAUGAAGAAUUAAACUGUAGUGUUUAUGGAUCUGCGUUUGAGGCGGAAACAGACUUAAUUGGCGGAGGCUUUUCAAGCAGUUACAGGAUAGAUUAUACAUUAAGAUCAUGUAAUGAGGUGGAUUCAGCAAUUGGUACAGGUUUUGACGAUUGCUACAACGGUUUACAUUUGGAUUCGUAUAGUAACACGUCCUUUGAUGAAAAACUUGUCAUGGAAAUUCACAGUCUUGGACUCUACCCAGAACCUGUGCCGGACUUGGUACACGGUGGAGAUGAAGACAUCAACAACGAUAUCAGUAGGCUGGAAGAAAAGCAUCAUCAACAGGUUUUCCGGAAGAAAAACCUACUCGACAAACUUUUAAAGUCUACUGAGGAAGCAAGGGAGCAACAUCAGAAGGAAUUUGAACGACUUUCUCUUGAAAAGCUCACAGAAAUGGCAUAUCAGAAAUACAUGAGCUGUUGGGGUAAGAGUACUAGCGGCAAAAUGGCUAAACAAGCUCCCGCUUUGAAUUUUGUCAAACGGACACUAAACCGAUGCCGUGAAUUUCAAACCACUGGCAAAAGCUGCUUUUCUGAGCCCUUGUUUAAGGAUAUAUUCCACUCACGCUUAAAUCAUACACAAGUUGAUGAUGAUGUCACCGAUGAUCAAUAUAGGAAGGCCGAUGAAAAGUUUUCAGGUACACAAUUAAGCUCCAUGCAUCCAUCUGAGCAAAGUGUUGGCAAAGAUAACAACAUAUGGUCAAGCAGGAGUAAGAAGAGAGAGUUGUACCUUGAUGAUGUUCCUGCUGGUAUGACUUGUACCUCUCCAGGGGUAGGAAGAGUAAUUAUAAACAGUGUAAAAGGAAAGAGAAGUGAAAGGGACCCUAGAAACGGAGGUCCUAAAGUUGGGCGACCCGCAAAGGCUAAAUCGAAACUGAAACAAAAAACAACUCAAUUAUCUUCAUCUGUUGAUGGUAAAUUUCCAGAUCACCCAAGGGCAAAAGCAUCUUUUGUUCCGAAGCCCACCAUGAACGAAAAGGAUGAGUGUCUGUUAACGGAAGAGGAGGAACCACUUGAUUUGUCCCACCUGCAACUACCUGAAAUGGUUGACUUUGGUGGUCAAGGGGAAGACAUAGGUUCAUGGUUAAAUAUCGAUGAUGAUAUUUUUCCACAUGAUGACGAUUUCAUGGGACUCGAGAUUCCAAUGGAUGAUUUAACAGACUUAAAUAUGAUGGUUUAAAAUUUUGUUAUGUUGUAUAGUAUACUCACUUACAAGAUGACACGUGUCAUGCUCAGGUGACAUUAGGCUAUUAUGAUUCUUUUUCCAAGAAGAAAAACGAGUGUUUUAGGUUUUGUCAGAUAGUUUGUUUAGGUUGUAAAUGUCGGCUUUUUGCUACCUAGUAUAUUGUAGCAAUUACUGAACAGGCCUCGGUGCCUCUUGUACAUACAAAUUAUAUUUCUAAUAAUAAAAUUUAUUGGUUCAUAUGUA